This is a messenger RNA of Diprion similis, 1013 nucleotides long. Its product is annotated as protein FMC1 homolog. Gene Ontology annotation, cellular component: mitochondrion. Bases 137 to 445 code for a protein of 102 amino acids. The transcript is spliced from 2 exons. NCBI's taxonomy places the organism in Eukaryota, Metazoa, Arthropoda, Insecta, Hymenoptera, Diprionidae. The record is from RefSeq and is a predicted model, not a curated record.
GGUUCCGAUAGGGUUCUGGGCGGAUAGGGAAGAACCUGUAUACGAAAGGAACGAUAUUGAGUUCAUUGCAAAUGUCUUGAAGCCGAGCUUGACGCCGUAGGGAUACCAUUGAUUAGGUCAUGGCAAACAUCAAACGAUGAACGGAAAUCUGAAAAUCCUACGAUCACUGAUUAAUGAGAUUCGUCACAUAGCGAAGGAGAAGAAAAUGAAGGACAAUAUUAUGGUUCAGUAUAUAUUGGAGGAAGCGAGAAAACACAGAGAGACUUCGGAAGUGCUGUGUAAGGCGAGGGAGGAGCUGAAAAGCAUGGGAGAGAACUACCUUUGCUAUUUAGAAUCCCAGAGAAAGUAUAAUGAAAUCAGAACUCAGUAUGCCGGUAAAGGUGACAGAAGUGUUAAGGAAACUGCUGACUUAGUGGGAUUCAAGCUUCCCCACGAUCCAAAAUGAUUUAGAAGCUGGAUUUGUAAAUAACGAUGAAGUAGUAGUAAAUGUAAAAAUGUUUAUUUCAUAACAACGUGUAAGAAAAAAGAAAAAAGGUGAAAUAGCAACGUCGAUAUGUAUCGCAAAAUAUUCGGCUCAUUUGUUAAAAUCUUUGACACCUGUUAUACAUAUUUUUUUCUCUUUUCACUCAAGAGUAUUGCUGGCGGAUCGCUUUUGCUAUUGUCGACAACUGCAUGUUGCUUGUUCCCUCGUAUAUUGUGCCAAUUUUACAAUCUCUGAAGAAUUUCUCCUGUGGGAAAUCAGUCGUGUAUCCAACGCCCCCCAUGAAAUCUAUGCAUUUAGCAGUCACCCUAACUGCGGUUUCUGUAAUACAAACAUUCAUUAUAGCCAAAACUCGAGCUUUAGUCUCGCUGACCACAGAACCGAUACGAAUUUUCUCACCAGAUGCAACUAGCUUCGCCAUCGCGGCUUCCUUUGCAAAUGGCUUCUUUGCCUCCACCAGACGUGCUGCGUUGUAAACGAGCAAUCUUGCACUCUCAACCUCCGUCACUGCUUGUGCAAUCUGGUGCUGCAU